CAGCAGAUUAAAAAAAAAUGGACACAAAUCCCAGGUAAGUAACAACAGUUUACACGUUUCGAGCAUUUUCAGACGCCGUGCUUAAAGAAGGGAGGGUAUGUUAUAGUCAAGAAAAACAAAAUAAUUUUAAAUCAUUUUAAUUUCCGUUGUGUUUGAAAAACAGAAAUCAUUAUAAAAGUAUUUCCAGUAAUUCACCGUGUUCAAACUUAAAGAGACAUUUUUGGUGUUUUGUUUUUAGAUUUAAAACGCUAUUGUAAACAAAACUUAGUACGUGUUUUAUACCAAUGUUCAUUGACGAUUGAAGAUCAUGAGAAUUGCAUAUUAAUUUAAAUGUAUUCCUACUAACCAACGUCCGUUUUAAUUCCAUUACUUUAUCAUCGAAUGCAGAGGAUAGCAACAACACUUUGCCCACAGGUCGCUUGAUAAAAAAAAAUUGUGAGUUCAUUGUGCCUUGAUUAAUAUUAGGUAAGGCUUAGAAUUAUUUUUUGUAUUUAUUAUUUACACUUACUUACGGAAAAACAUGUUUAAAAUUUAAAUUUUUAAAAAUCAAUAAAUGCAAUCAUUAUUUUUUUUAAAACAAAUUAUCAGUGGAUUUAAAAAAAAUAUAUAUAAUGUCAAUUUACAUUUUUCCCAACUUCAUUUUCGCAUUUUUAAGCAACAUUGUGUCAUAUAUUUACAUUAAAUGUUUCCCCGAGGUGAUUUAUAAAGAUUAAACUAAAUUAUUUAUAAAAAAAAGUUUUUUUAUAUUCAUUUUUAGGCCCAGGAUGGCUUUCUUUGACUUUGAAAACUCGCUGGACAUGCUUUUGAUUGGAAGAGCAGGAAAUGGGAAAAGCUCAACGGGCAAUAAAUUUCUCGGGAGAGAAACCUUUUUAUCAUCAAGCGAUACACAGUCGACCACGGUGCAAGCACAAUUUGAUUUCUGUGAGUUUGAAGGAAACGUGCUCAAAGUAGUCGACUGCCCUGGGCUUGGAGACACCAGGGUUGGUGUGGAAGAUGACGCGAAACAGCUGGUAGAUGCAUUACGAACCGCGAUCGCGAACAACCCGAAAGGUUUCCACGCAAUACUUUACAUCGUUAGGUUCAAGCCUUGCAAACCCUCAAAGUUGUGGUGGGUGAAGAUUUUGUAACGAAUCAUUGUGUCCUCGUGAUGACCGGUGGGGAUUGCUUCGAGACCGAUCCGAUGAUUAAAAAAGCUGGCCUUUCUUUUGGUGACUGGGUAAAGAGACAACAAAAUGAGUUUUUUCAAAGCGUCGUUCCCGAAUGUCAACGCAGGAUAAUUCUGUUCAACAACAGGACGGAUGAUGUCGAAAAAGAACGAAUUCAAAUGAGACAGCUCGUUGGGCUUAUUCGCAGUCUGGCUUCAAAAGGCAAGCGCUAUACAAAUAGAGAUUUUGAAAAGGUGGAAGAGAAACGAGUUGGUUUUUUACGCAAUCUGCAUCAUGAGCAGGAAAAUCAAGACAUCAUCAAUAGAAUUGGGAUUUUAAGUUCGAGAUUGAAAAAUGCACCGUCCAAUGAAGAAGGUGCUGGCUUGAUGCAGGCAGUAAGCGAUGAAAUUGAAACAUUGAAUAACGUUGCAAAUGUAGCUCUCGAAAAAAAUUCAAGAGUGCAGAACUCCAUUAAGCUUUUUCCUUGUAUCCGCGAGGCGUUGCAAGCGAAACGAAAAGAGGUUGAUAACAUCAUAGCUUACAACAAGAAGGUGUUGAACUGGAAAACCAUCAGCAGAGAAAAAGGGGAAUCGGCAAAACCCUUAGCGAUGGCUACACCCACGAAUUCCCUGAAAGUUGAAGAAAAAAAUCAAGAAGUAGAAAAAGAGGAAAAGUUUCAAGCAUUGCUGGGAGAGGAAACGAGGAUUAAAAUUGAAGAGCUCGACAAGCAAUACCUGCAAAUUAAAACCGUAAGUGAUUUUAACAGAAUCAUGGUACAUCAGGUCAACACAACUGAAAACCAAAGUAAGGGGACAAGUUAUUUUUCUAAGUUUUCAACCUGGGUGUAUAAAUAAGAUUAAUAUAUAUUAACGCUCUUGAAAGUUUGCUGUAAAUCUUUUAUCUUUUAACUUGUCAAAUCAUAUUGUUAAGUUUUUGAGUUGACGAUCAUCGGGGUAGGUGAUAGGUAUUGAUUGUACAUUAACAUUGUUUUGUUUUUUUAAAUUUAAAUAUUCAAGGAUGGUAAUUUAUAAAGGAUUUUUAAAGGGACAGGGGUCGCGACAGGCUGAGCCUAUCACACCGACGACUGGGACCAUAUGUCCGGUCGGAGAAUUAAUGUUUUAAUUUUAAAAUGAACUUUAGGACGAUAUUGCAUAUAAAACUAACUAAUUAACAAUAUUGUUUCAGUUGUACAUUAGCAAUUUUAUUGUAAAAAAAAAUAUGUAUAAUAUUUAAAGUUACGUAUCUAACCACGUUGUUUCAAUAAAUUACUUGUCAUUUAUAUAUUACAUAUAUAUAAUCUUCAUAACUUUAUUAUGAGUUGUGC
Messenger RNA from Lymnaea stagnalis (great pond snail), 2469 nucleotides. The record is from the annotation of a GenBank genome assembly. NCBI's taxonomy places the organism in Eukaryota, Metazoa, Mollusca, Gastropoda, Lymnaeidae.